This is a messenger RNA of Suricata suricatta (meerkat), 2008 nucleotides long. RefSeq names its product vesicle associated membrane protein 3 (gene VAMP3). The record is from RefSeq and is a predicted model, not a curated record. The transcript has 5 exons. Gene Ontology annotation, molecular function: syntaxin-1 binding; SNAP receptor activity. NCBI's taxonomy places the organism in Eukaryota, Metazoa, Chordata, Mammalia, Carnivora, Herpestidae. Bases 1 to 348 code for a protein of 115 amino acids. Gene Ontology annotation, cellular component: plasma membrane; SNARE complex. Gene Ontology annotation, biological process: SNARE complex assembly; vesicle-mediated transport; vesicle fusion.
AUGGCGCCUGCCGCCUCCCUGGUCUUUGACACCUGGUCUACAGGGGCACCUGCGGGCUCGAGUGCUGUCUCGGGCAGUAACCGAAGACUCCAGCAGACACAGAAUCAAGUGGAUGAGGUGGUGGACAUCAUGAGGGUCAACGUGGAUAAGGUGUUGGAAAGAGAUCAGAAGCUCUCGGAAUUAGAUGAUCGCGCGGACGCGCUGCAGGCUGGAGCUUCCCAGUUUGAAACCAGCGCGGCCAAGCUGAAGAGAAAAUACUGGUGGAAGAACUGCAAGAUGUGGGCGAUCGGGAUCGUCAUCGUGGUCGUCAUCAUCAUCAUCAUCAUCGUGUGGAACAUUUCCCCGUGAAGAACCAGCGUCUCCAGCCUGCCGUUCGAGAACCCUCUUCCGGACGUUGGACCCAGAACCUGCUAUCCUCUCGAGCUCGCCUCCUGUUCUGUCUAAAGUGAUUAUUUCGUGUUUGUUACUGUCAAGUUUGAGUUCUAGAAAACGUGCCUUUGUUGUCGUAAGCACUCUAGAUUUGAAGUGCGGCCGCCCGGCCCACGCUUGGCCCGGCGCCUGCAGACCGCCCCGUGGCCGAGGAGGGGACUUCUUGACCCUCUGGAAUGAGCGUCGUGACCCAGAUGUCCCGCUGUGCAACUAACUGCCACUAAUUCCAGUUCAGGGAACGUGUUCCCAAGUCCGCCCUCCCUGCCACACGGCCCCUCCAGAACCGCAUUUUAAACCUUCAGGUAAUCAGAAUUCCAGUCUGUGCCUUCCAGAAAGAACACUACUGCCUGACGCGAAUCCGUAACCAGGUUGUGCCUUAUUUUGCUAUUUUUCUGACCCCCCGUAAGAACUCUGUGCCGUUUGUAAGCACUACUGACUCUUGCGCUGUAUUUAAAAAUAAGAUUCUGAUAAAGAGUUUUUGCUCUUACUCUAGGUAGGAAGAUGUUUACUUUCCUGUUACUGUUUUUAUAUCACUUGCUAAAAAUAUUAUUUUCAUCAGAAAUAAUCGCCUCCUUAAAACAUUUUUACAGAGCUAAGGCCAUGACCAAAGUUUCUAUUUUGCCAAAAAGUUAAAUGCCAGUUCAGUGUCCUUAAGUCUGUGGCCAACAGAUACAUUCAAGAAAGUGACAAAUGGAACUUCAGGUGCCCUUCAAAAUUAAAAUGACAAAUAUUGUCUGUGAACCUUCUGCAUCAUAAGAGGCCUUUCUUGCCUGGGAGACGCUGUCUGUGGUGCAGUUCUGAUGGGGUCUCCCGGGAGGUAGAGGAGGUCUGAGCUGGACCCCGGCCCCUCCUACCUCGGCGCUGAGCUCCACGCAGCAGUUUGCAGGCCGUCGGCUCUGGGCUCCGGUAGGUGUCUAGUAAUUAUGGAGCAACCAUUUUGCAGCCUUCGAGUGAGACCCGUCUUGAACUGGUCAUUAAGUGGGCCCGUCCCCAGAGACCUUCGCUUUUGGGGGUUGGUUUCCUAUCUUUAUCCAUAUCUCACUUCCUAAAUCUGUCUUCUACAUGAUGCUUUCGGUGAGGCAGUGGUCAGGGCCCUUCUCACAGAGAACAGCUAGCCAGAGACGCUUUUCCCUUGUCGCUGUCAAGUCCGUCUGCACCAGAGGCUGCUUUGGAAGUAGCUUUGUCACCUGAGGGGGCGUGUUGUGUAUGUGAGACUUUCACCGUCAGAUCGUGCGGCUUACGGAUGGGCAUGUAGGUGGGAGUGACAGCGGGCAGGGGCGCCGGCGGAGAAGUCCGGGGGCCAGCACUCCGGCCCCGUGUUCCCAGAGGAUUCUGAAGUUCCCGGUCGCGUGCUCGCGUGUGACCCACAGAGCAGCCACAGCGGAGGCGCACCGGGGGCUCGGGCCGCGCUUGAACAUCUGUCUGUUCCCCCGCUGCGACGGGAGCGGCCGUCACCUGUCGGGACACUAGCUCGCCCGAGGCCCGGCCCCGCGCAACCCAGGGGCACCUCGCUUGUGUCUGUGCGUCUGGCUGGGAGCUUGCCCCGAUAAUGAACUGAAUAAACUGUUUAUGAACUUGA